Vanessa atalanta (red admiral) is the source of this 2202-nucleotide messenger RNA. It is a transcript of the gene CngB, whose product is annotated as cyclic nucleotide-gated cation channel beta-1. Gene Ontology annotation, cellular component: plasma membrane; intracellular cyclic nucleotide activated cation channel complex. Gene Ontology annotation, molecular function: protein-containing complex binding; intracellularly cGMP-activated cation channel activity; intracellularly cAMP-activated cation channel activity. The record is from RefSeq and is a predicted model, not a curated record. Gene Ontology annotation, biological process: monoatomic cation transmembrane transport. The coding region runs from base 150 to 2075 and encodes 641 amino acids. NCBI's taxonomy places the organism in Eukaryota, Metazoa, Arthropoda, Insecta, Lepidoptera, Nymphalidae. The transcript has 15 exons.
UGGGUAUUCGUACAACUAGUGCAGUGAUAUCGAUGUUUCUAGCCGAUAUGUAGUUAGUUAUGUAUUGUCAAUGGUGAUUUUAAUGGGCGGAGAUAUAUUGCUACAAUAAAAUCGUAAUCUCAUUAAGAUUCUGUAAAAUUGCAGUCAACAUGUUCAACAGAUUCAAAAGGCACACGGUUCAUCCGUCGUCUGCCGACAGCCAGCUUGCGAAGUCAGCCAUUGCUAGUGGGCCUUACGAGUCAUGGGGGACUCCUGAGGCCACUCCGACGCGCACUAUAAUACGAGAAACCAAUUCAAUCGAAUCAACGACAAAGAUAAAAGAUGAAAAGGAAGAACGUAAGAAGGUUCAUUUCUUCCGGAGCGACUCCAUUGAACAUUUCAAGCUGGAGACAAGCAUCACGGAUUACGAAACGGAAUUAAAAGACCUCGAUGAUGAUGACGAUGAUGAAUCAGUCGAAACCUAUGAGAUAAAGCCUGAAAAACCAGUGAAGAAAGUGCAGUUGGUAGAAACGCUCCAAUUUGACCCGCCAUCUCCAAUGCAGUGGAAAAAAUUCAAAGGUUUUAAAUUGCUGCCGUUUUUCGAUCCUUCGAAAACUAUCGACUCUCAAAGCAAGAGCUACAUAGCCUGGCUCCUUCUCGUCACGUUCUGCUAUAGCUACAACGCCUGGUGUAUCGCUCUCCGCGCCUCUUUCCCUUACCAAACUCCGGAGAACCUCGCCUGGUGGAUGACGGCCGACUAUUUCUGCGAUGCGAUUUAUUUGCUGGACGUGAUGUUCUUUAAACCACGGAUGAUGUUUCUGCACGAAGGGUUCAUGGUUAAGAAUACAGUAGAGACCAAGAAAAACUAUCAGAAGAAGCUGCAAUAUAAAUUCGAUGUUUUGUCUCUUCUGCCGUUGGAUAUUUUGUACCUAUACUUUGGUACCGAGAUGGUGAUCCUGCGCCUUCCGAGGUUACUGAAAUUGCAAACGUUCUGGGAAUUCCACCGCGCAAUGGACCGGGUUUUACAUUGUCCCUAUGUGGUACGUGUCGGCAAAACAUUGUUCUACAUCUUCUACCUGAUCCACCUGAACGCGUGCGCGUAUUACCUGAUGAGCUCGUACAUCGGCCUCGGCUCCGACGGCUGGGUGUACGACAACCGGGGAAACGCUUACAUCCGCUGUUUCUAUUUCGCUACCAAGACCGCGACUUCCAUCGGCAAGAACCCGAAGCCGGAAAAGCCUGCAGAGUAUCUGUUCAUGACGGCAGCUUGGCUGAUGGGCGUGUUCGUGUUCGCACUGCUCAUUGGUCAGAUAAGAGAUAUCAUUGCUACGGCUACUAAAGUGAGGACUGAAUAUCGCAUGAGCGUUGACGCUUGUUCCUGGUACUUGCGCAAGCUGAACUUGCCGCUCUCUGUACAGCGUCGCAUAGCUUGCUGGUUUAACUUCACCUGGAACCAGCAGCGGUGCUUCGAUGAAUCGAGAAUUUUGAACUUGCUACCUUACAACAUGAAACGAGACGUAGCUCUUUAUGUGCACAUGUCGAUUUUGAGUCAGGUGCAGCUGUUCCGCGACUGCUCGUCGUCGCUGCUGCGCGACCUGGUGCUGCAGCUGAAGCCCGUGUCCUACCUGCCGGGCGACGUGGUGGUGCGGCGCGGGGACGUCGGCCACCACAUGUAUAUCGUCAAGAGCGGGGAGUGCCUAGUGAUGUCGGCUGAUGAGAAGGAAGUUGUAGCGGUUUUGAAGACUGGAUCGGUAUUUGGAGAAAUAAGUUUGCUCGGGAUUGAAGGCCUACGACGUCGGACUGCUACUGUUAGAUCCCGCGGAUACUCCACUCUCUUCGUGCUCUCGCGCGACGACCUCGACUCCGCGCUCGAAUACCACAAGGAGGCGGCUCAGAUCCUGCGCCUGCGCGCCGACCAGAUCAUUCGGGAGAACGCGGCGCGGCAGGCCACGCAGGCGCGCGGCGCCGGCGCCGAGCCGCCCGCGGGCCGCCGCCGCCGCCGCGGAGCCGCCCACGCGCGCCUCCAGAAAACGUACACGGUCUUUAUGUCCGUCGCCGAGCCUGAUCUGCCGCGAGAUCUCUUCCCCGAUGAGUAAAUUCGAGAUGCCAAAAUAUGAUAAUCUUCUUAAAUGUUAAGCAAUAUAAAAUUUAAAAAAAAACGCUCAAAGCUACGCGCAAGCAUUUCCCCUACAUGUGUUAGUUAGUAUUAUACGUUAACUUCAA